AUGGACCUUCCCAAAGCCAAAGGUAACCCUAGUAAAGGAGUAAAUCGCCCCCUCUUCUCUCUUCUAUCCUGUUCGUCGCGUAUAAGAAAAGAAGUAGGUAGCCCAAUGGAUGAUCUCUCCAUGGCCAUGAAAAAACUCAAUCACGAUCAUGGUUUAUCGAUCUGCCUCUCAGAUGAUUUUGUCUUUGAUCAUAUACUCACAAGGCUUCCUGUGAAAUCUCUCUUCCAAUUCCGGUGUGUUUCCAAAUCAUGGUGUUACUUUUUAACUCACAUUAACCCUUCUUUCAUUGAUCUCCACCUUUCACGUUCCCAUUCCCGGCUCGCUGGCAACGCCACCCUCCUAUUCCCCGCCCACGACAAGAAGUCGAGGCACGAUUAUUUAUUCUUAGCAGGUCUUGAUGGAGGUGGAAAGGUCACUCAACUCUCUUCGCUGCCUGUUGAAGAUGAGUAUUUCGGCCUCUCUGAAAACAUCAAUGGCUUGGUCUGCUGGCACCAUCUUAGUGACACUGAGAAAAUCAAGUGUGCGUAUAUUUGCAAUCCUAGCACUCAUGAACUGGUGAAAUUACCCAUAAUUCCUCUAAAUGACAUGAGAUAUGAGAAGUAUUUUUCUUUUACUUUUGAUUUUGGGUUUGAUCCAUCAUCAGAGGAAUUCAAAGUUAUCCGACUACCUUAUUCUAGUCACGGAGCCUUCCACAUUUUCACUCUAGGUGGUAAUUCAUGGCGACAAAUUGAACCUGCACUGCCUUCUUCUUUUAGGGAACAUAAGUGGGAAAACUGUGUGCUUCAAUGGUGCAUUGCAUUGGGUGUUGAAGGAAGAGAAGAUUAUUCUGGUUUUCGAUUUGAAAGAGGAGAAGUUUCGUGUUCUUCAGCUCCCGUAUUUCACAUGACUGCCAUUAACACUAUAGUCGUUGUUAUUCACCACAACAAUCACUAUUUUUUAGCACCACCAUUGUUGUCAAUCACCUCUCAUCCUACAAUAAUUGGUGCUUAA
Ilex paraguariensis (yerba mate) is the source of this 990-nucleotide messenger RNA. The record is from the annotation of a GenBank genome assembly. Lineage: Eukaryota; Viridiplantae; Streptophyta; Magnoliopsida; Aquifoliales; Aquifoliaceae.